Zerene cesonia (dogface butterfly) is the source of this 2715-nucleotide messenger RNA. RefSeq names its product actin-binding protein IPP-like. The coding region runs from base 191 to 1942 and encodes 583 amino acids. Lineage: Eukaryota; Metazoa; Arthropoda; Insecta; Lepidoptera; Pieridae. The record is from RefSeq and is a predicted model, not a curated record. The transcript has 10 exons. Gene Ontology annotation, molecular function: protein binding.
CUCACUCUUGAAUGUGUGUCAAAGUUAUAGCUUCUGAAGCAACUAGCAAUUUAAUGUUUACAUUUUAACUUUUACAUUUUUUAUUACAAAUAAUAAGUCAUAAAAAAAUUAUAAACACAACAAAAUAAGAUAACUAUCUAAUUAAAUUGUAUGCAAUUACAAUGCCGUGAAUUUUCUACAAUAAAACACUAUGUCCUCAAUUAUUUACGAAAAACAUAACAAAGAAGGCUCUAAAUUAUACAAAUGUUGCGAGUACGCUAGUAAAGUUUCAUUAAAUUUAAACAACUUCAGGCGAGAUGGGAGGUUUUGUGACAUAGAACUUAUUUCUGGAAAGACUAAAAUUAAGGCUCACCGAGUAGUCCUGGCUGCCAGUUGUGAAUAUUUUGAUGCCAUGUUCAAUGUUGGCUUAGAAGAAAGUCAAAAGGGUCGAGUGAUGUUACCCAGUAUACCGCCUUCCAUAUUACCCUUAAUCAUCGACUUUAUAUACACUGGUGAAAUUGCAAUAGACAAAGUGACAGUACAAAAUUUAUUGAUUGCAGCUGAUAUGUUACAGUUAAGGGAACUUGUAUUUGGAUGUGGAGAGUUUUUGAAAAGAGAACUACAUCCAUCAAAUGCACUUGGUAUAUUUAGGUUUGCAGAAACUCAUAAUUGUAAAGAAUUAGCAGAAGAAGCCUUAGCACAUGCUCAAGCUUAUUGGAAUAAGGUAGCAAAUGGAGAUGAAUUAUUGGAACUGCCUCUACAGCAGUUAGUCACACUUCUUUCUUCUGAACAGUUAAAAGUUGAUAAUGAAGCUCAGGUACUAUAUCCAGCACUGAAGUGGUUGGAACAUGAUCCAGCUUCUCGACGCCGACAUUGUUUUGAAGUUUUGAGUCAUGUGCGGUUACCGCUCAUAUCACCACAAGUCCUGGAUAGUGCCAUUAAAACUGUACAAGAUCCAUCCAUAGCUGUAGCACUGAAAACCGUCAGGGUUGAUAUGAAGUCGGGUCGCGGUGCGCUGGUGUCGCUCUCGGCAGAGCCGCGGGCCCGUGCGCGUCGCGUUCUUGUGAUCGUAGGCGGCUCGUGCCGCGACACCGCGCCACAUCCACCUCUUACUACUGACAACAUUCUGUUCUCCGCUCUUAAGUUUGAUCUUCAUAAAAGGGAAUGGGAAGAACUCGCACCAAUGGGUAUCGCUCGAAUACAACCUGGUGUAGCAACUUUGGGCGGACGAGUGUACGCCGUGGGAGGUGAACAGGGAAGCCAAAUAUUAGCAAACGGUGAAGUUUAUGAUCCGCAGGCAGACAAAUGGUCAGAUAUAGCACCUAUGAAGGAGGCUCGGUGCGAGUUUGGCCUGACCGCGUGGAACGGCAACCUGUACGCGUUUGGCGGCUGGGUGGGCUCCGACAUGGGCUCCUCGGUGGAAGUGUACGACCCGGUGUCGGACGAGUGGACGCUCGUGGGACACAUGCCUGAGCCACGGUUCGGUAUGGGCGUUGUUACGUUUGAAGGUCUCAUAUAUGUAGUUGGCGGGUGCACUCACACAUGGCGGCACACGCAAGAUUUAUUGUGUUACCACCCCACCUCACGCAAGUGGCAAACUCUCAAGUCGAUGCGGAAUGCCCGUAGUCAGGCCGCAGCGGUGGUGUUGGACAACUAUCUUUACGUUAUUGGCGGGAAUGCACCAAGACGGACAGUGCUGGCAACGGUGGAAAGAUACAGCUUUCAAGAUGACACGUGGGAGGAGGUGGGCAGGCUGCGGGAGGCGCGCGCGGGGUGCGCGGCGGGCGCGGCCGAGGGGCUGCUGGUGGUGGCGGGCGGGGACAGCGAGAGCGGCGAGCGCGCCUUCUACCGCGCGCGCACCACGCUCGCGUCCGUCGAGCUGUACGAGCCGGCGCACGACGCGUGGCGGCCCGGCCCGCCGCUGCCGCACUCGCGCGCGGAGGCCGGCGCCGCCCUGCUCUGACACCCCCCACCCUGCUGCCGAGCGGUUCACGAGAGGUGAUUGCUGUUCUAUUUGUAAUUAUAAGUGUUCAGUGGAACCGGUUGCAGUUUUCUUAUAACGAUUAAUACGGCCGUCGAGUGGGGCCCGUUGUUAUCGAUGUUACUGAGAGGUUAUACCUGUUAGUUUUUUAAACUGGUUGCAGGUUUUUUAUCGGUUUGAUAUCUUCUAUAUCUUUUGCGUUUUUAACAGUUCAGAAUGCGCUAGGAAAUGUAUGUAGCAUUUUUGGUUUAGUUUCAGAUCUGUAACAAUUUUCUGUUUUUAUAAAAUCAAUCCUACGAGUGUCAUCGUGAGAUGACGCGGUAUAACGAUAAUUUCUUUCUUAACAACAUUACGUGCUAUGGAUCCAAGUUCAUCAUAUUAGAGAUUUGACUUAUAUAUGUAGUUUUUAUAGCAAUCUUUUAAUUCUUUAAGCUAAGUUCUCUUUAAAAAAUUAAACAAUAGUUUUUCGAUGUUUUAUGUAGCAACUAUCUCACGAUAUUUCUUUUUUUUAUUUCACAAUAUACUUACAUAUUAAAUUAGAAUUUAGAAUAUUCCAGCUCAUUAUGUAAGAAGCUUUAUUUGCACCUAGUUUUUGAUAAUAGCGCGUAUCAAUUGUUACGUUGCUUGUAUGAUUUUUUAUAAUACAUAUUUAUGUUUACUUAUAUAAAUUUUACACAGCACUUUAAUGUAGAUUUAUCAUAAGGAAGAAUAUAAACGAAUUAUACGAAAAAGUUAAAAAAAACGUAUUCAACAUG